Molecule: messenger RNA, 5138 nt
Organism: Xyrauchen texanus (razorback sucker)
Lineage: Eukaryota; Metazoa; Chordata; Actinopteri; Cypriniformes; Catostomidae
Product: metabotropic glutamate receptor 1-like
Exons: 9
Coding region: 243-3719 (1158 amino acids)
Biological process (GO): G protein-coupled glutamate receptor signaling pathway; regulation of synaptic transmission, glutamatergic
Cellular component (GO): postsynaptic density membrane
Molecular function (GO): adenylate cyclase inhibiting G protein-coupled glutamate receptor activity; G protein-coupled receptor activity involved in regulation of postsynaptic membrane potential
Source: RefSeq, a predicted model, not a curated record
GAGAGGCACACUGGCUAGGUUGCACCCUGAUAACUGAAGUAUAACAUCGGCGCACCGUCUGUCUCGGGAGGAGGUAGAGAUGUGUCAUUGAUUCAGGUGUCAAUGUGCAUUCAUGUCUUCUUUCUUGCGCAUCAUGGUCGGUUAAUAAAAUCUGGGAAUGCAGAGGAACGACCACUUCUCGUAGUCUCCGUUGGCACGAGCAGCUCGCAAGCAAUGCCCGCACAGCUGCUGUCCGUCACACAAUGUGGAACAUGGCACACUUGAAUAUGCACUGUCUCUCGUGCGGACGCUUUCCACUUUUCCUGUGUCUGUUUCUACCGACACUUGUAUCUCACGCGACUGGAAACAUCUAUAAGAGGUCAAUCGUACCACGGGCGGCGGGCCAUUCGGCGGCCCAACGCGCCGCGGCCCGCUCUGUCGCCCGUAUGGACGGUGAUGUGAUAAUCGGUGCGCUCUUCUCCGUGCACCACCAACCCUCCGCUGAGCGCGUGGCCGAAAGAAAAUGUGGGGACGUGCGCGAGCAGUACGGCAUCCAACGCGUGGAGGCAAUGUUCUUUACUUUGGACCGUAUCAACGCCGACCCGAACCUGCUGCCCAACAUCACAUUGGGCUGCGAGAUCCGGGACUCGUGCUGGCACUCCUCCGUUGCUUUGGAGCAAAGCAUCGAGUUCAUUCGAGAUUCCCUUAUCUCCAUUCGGGAUGAUAAGGACGGAUCUAAGUGGUGUAUCGACGGGACGCCGUCCAAUCAGCCUCCCCCCAGCAAGAAGCCCAUCGCUGGAGUUAUAGGUCCUGGUUCCAGCUCGGUGGCCAUCCAGGUGCAAAAUCUCCUGCAGCUGUUUAAUAUCCCCCAGAUCGCAUAUUCGGCCACAAGCAUAGACCUGAGCGACAAAACUCUCUUUAAAUACUUCCUCCGUGUUGUGCCCUCUGACACGCUGCAGGCGCGUGCCAUGCUGGAAAUUGUUAAACACUAUAACUGGACAUAUGUGUCUGCAGUUCACACAGAGGGUAACUAUGGUGAAAGUGGCAUGGAAGCCUUUAAGGAGUUGGCAGCCGAGGAGGGUCUGUGUAUCGCCCACUCUGAUAAGAUAUACAGCAACGCUGGGGAAAAGCACUUUGACCGUCUGCUUAAGAAACUGCGUGAGCGUCUGCCCAAAGCCCGCGUGGUUGUCUGCUUCUGUGAGGGAAUGACUGUGCGCAGUCUGCUCAUGGCCAUGCGGCGCCGUGGUGUUGCGGGAGAGUUCCAGCUAAUUGGAAGUGAUGGCUGGGCAGACCGUGAUGAGGUGGUAGAAGGUUAUGAGCAGGAAGCAGACGGUGGGAUCACGAUGAAGCUCCAAACUGAGGAAGUGCAGUCAUUUAAUGACUACUUUCUGAAGCUGAGUUUGGACACUAAUACAAGGAACCCGUGGUUUGCUGAGUUCUGGCAGUACCGCUUCCAGUGCCGCAUUCCUGGGCAUCCUCAAGAGAACUAUAACUACCUGAAGGUCUGCACAGGAAAUGAGAGUUUGAAAGACAACUACGUCCAGGACAGCAAGAUGGGGUUUGUGAUCAAUGCAAUUUAUGCGAUGGCUUACGGCCUUCAUGAUAUGCACAGAGAAAUGUGCCCAAACCAUCCUGGCCUGUGUGAGGCAAUGGAUCCCAUUGAUGGCAGUAAGCUGCUGGACUAUAUACUCAAGACCUCCUUCACUGGUGUGUCUGGCGAGGAAGUCUACUUUGAUGAAAACGGAGACUCACCUGGCAGGUAUGAUAUUAUGAAUCUGCAGUAUGUGGAUGAGCUGGGCCGCUAUGACUACAUUAAUGUGGGAUCAUGGCAUGAAGGUCUCCUGAGCAUCAGUGAUUAUAAACUCAUGACGAACCGCACUGAGAUGGUCCGUUCUGUCUGCAGUGAACCAUGCUCCAAGGGACAGAUAAAGGUGAUCCGUAAAGGGGAAGUGAGUUGCUGCUGGAUCUGCACUACAUGUAAAGAAAAUGAAUAUGUUCAGGAUGAGUUCACCUGCAGAGCUUGUGAACUGGGCUGGUGGCCUGAUGACGAACUGGCAAGAUGCAAGCCUCUCCCACUCAGAUACCUGGAGUGGAGCUGUGUCGAGUCCAUCAUCGCAGUGGUGUUCUCCUGCCUCGGUAUCCUGGUAACGUUUUUUGUCACCCUUGUAUUCAUCCAGUACCGUGACACGCCGGUGGUGAAGUCCUCUAGCCGUGAACUCUGCUACAUCAUCCUGGCGGGUAUUUUCCUCGGUUACAUUUGCCCCUUCACACUAAUUGCACAUCCCACUGUGAUCUCCUGCUACCUGCAGCGCCUCCUAGUGGGCUUGUCCUCCACCAUGUGCUACUCCGCCCUCGUAACCAAGACCAACCGCAUUGCCCGCAUUCUGGCCGGUAGUAAGAAGAAAAUCUGCACACGAAAGCCCCGCUUCAUGAGUGCCUGGGCCCAGGUGGUUAUUGCCUUUGUUCUGAUUAGUCUGCAGCUGGCUGUGGAAGUCACGCUGAUCGUGCUGGAACCCCCUGAGCCAGUGAAAAGUUACCCCAGCAUCAGGGAGGUCUACCUCAUCUGUAACACAAGUAACGUGGGCGUUGUGGCUCCACUGGGUUACAAUGGCCUGCUCAUCAUGAGCUGCACCUACUAUGCCUUCAAGACCCGCAAUGUGCCCGCCAACUUCAACGAAGCCAAGUACAUUGCAUUCACCAUGUACACCACCUGCAUUAUAUGGCUGGCUUUUGUGCCCAUCUACUUUGGCUCCAACUACAAAAUUAUCACCACCUCCUUUUCGGUCAGUCUCAGCGUUACCGUAGCACUGGGCUGCAUGUUCACACCCAAGAUGUACAUCAUCAUCGCCAAGCCUGAGCGCAACGUACGCAGUGCCUUUACAACCUCAGACGUGGUUCGUAUGCACGUGGGCGACGGGAAGGCCGCUCCCUGCCAAAGCAAUAGCAUCCUCAACAUUUUUCGCAGGAAGAAAAACAACCAUACAACCAGCAGCACCAAUCCUAAUGGAAAGUCUGUGUCAUGGUCUGAAUCAGGUGCCAGACCGCAGGGGAGGGGGUCGAGUGUGUUCCACAGACUGUCUGUGCAUGUGAGGAGGCAAGCAGUCGGCCAGAGUCAGACAGCGGUCAUACGACCCCUAACUAAUGCCUCACAACCCCCCAACCCAGAAUAUGAUGCUGGACUCAACACAGCCUCCAAUGGCUCACGCCCUGACGACAAGGCCAUCUACAACCUCAAUGAGGAGCACGAUAGGGGUCAACAUCCCCAACAACAACAUCAAACAACACAAGAGGAAGGAGUUCUACCUUCUUAUUCUCCCACUCACUUAAUAGACCACAUUAGUGAUUGUCCACAGGGGAGGCAAGUGGAUACUCUGAGCUCUACAGUUCCUGAUUUUGAUCAAUUUGUAAUGGACAAAUGCAACAAGUUGAGUCCCACCUAUGCUUCAUCUGCCAAUAAGUUACCUCUUCCCCUGCAGGGGGAGGUGUUCUCUAAGGAGGGAUCUGAAAUGGAGGCUCUUGACCUCAUUCAUGGGUUUUUGUGCGAUAGUGCUACACAAGAGGAAGAGGAAGGUGUAGAGGAGUUGGCCCAGAGUAAGCUGACACUGCUCACUCCACCCUCUCCAUUCAGGGACUCACUGCAGCCAGGGGGCUCCAUACCAGGAUCCCCUGCCUCUGAUAACGACCCUCACUUUUCCCAGAAUAUGAAUUACACCCCCAUGCAGAGCUCUUUUACACUGUAAAAGCACAUGAUCAGGACACGGUACAAAUGGCGCUGUUUAAUAAUCAAUCACUCCAGGAUAUCAUUCACUUGCUUACUUGGCUAUCUACGACUUCUUAGUCAAAAUACAGUAUUUCAGAAAGCAAAGAGGUCCAUUAAAUUAACAAAUGGAAUGUCUUGUUAUGGAAUAUAUUUCUCCAAGGCUGCAAUGGCAGCAUCUGUUUUCCAAAACGCUGUGGAAAUUUGGAGUGCCAAAUAUUAUUGUGUUGCUGUGCCCACAAUCUGCUGGCAAAUUACAUCACAACAGUCCAGGAGUGAUAAUGCCAGCUUGCUGCUUCACCAUUUUACUCUUAGUAUUUUUGAACAAAGAUGAAACACAGGACAUCUCACUUUCUGGGAUUUUAUAUGCUUUUGAACUAUGUAGCUGGACUUGAUUCUUAUAUACAAUUUAGUUAAAACUGCUAAUAAUCAAUUGUGGAGCCGAGGGACUUUUGGAAGUAGACAGCACAGUGAGAUAAGUGCACACAAACAAAUAUUUGCACACAUGUAAAUACAGGAAGGGAAAAAUAAGGGUGUUAGUUUCGCUCCGCUGAUUAACAUUUUUAAAUAGUUCUCUAACUUUAUUUGACUCAAAGUGAAACAAGUAAACCAUGCACACACAAUACACCAAACUUGGAGUUCCCCAGCUGAGGUAUUGCCCAAUUUUCUUGUGACACCCAAAGUAGUCAGAGUCAAACGCAAGUUUCAGUUGUUUUGCUUAAAGAGUCAGAGACAAGGAUUCUGAUUGUAACGUGACAUCACUGGUAUUGAAUACUAUUUUAGUGGAGCCAAGGUAAAUAAAAAAAAGAGGUUUGUUAUUCUUAUCAGCUUUAUUUUGUCUCAUGCGUGAACUCAUCCUUGAAAACGGGAGAGACAUUUUGCAAUCGUUUGUAUACUGUUCUGCCAUCUAUUGUUUUCCACACAGAUGGUGUCUUUGUAUCUCUGCUAUAUGUUUCUAUGAUUAGAAUGUGAAAUAUUUGUAAUUUGUAAAAAUGUCUUAAAGGGACGUACUGUAUAUGGUGGCACUGAAGCUGGAGUAAUUUUUCAGCAACUUUUACAAAUCAAAUGAUUUCUCUUUUAAAUGUUCCGUUUUUUUAAUUUUACAUAUGAGUAGUUGCUUUUAGUGGUAAAUUGUAGCAUAAACUGCCAAUCUUGCAUAGGAUUAUCACAUGAAUUUGCAACUGUAAUUCUUUAAGUUGCACUGGACUAUUAGAAUGCAACUUUAAAAUAUAUAUAUAUUCUUGAAUAACUUAAGUAUUGUAAUUGUUAUAGUGGACUGUAAUAUUAGGUAUUUUAGUGUAAGCUGUCUGAAACAGAAUUAUUUGUUAAAUGUAAAGUAACUGACAGAUCACCUGUUUACAUAGUCAAAUUUAUAAAUGAGGGAAAAAGCUUCUUUUUUUUU